Molecule: messenger RNA, 4149 nt
Organism: Hypanus sabinus (Atlantic stingray)
Lineage: Eukaryota; Metazoa; Chordata; Chondrichthyes; Myliobatiformes; Dasyatidae
Product: chloride channel protein ClC-Ka-like
Exons: 22
Coding region: 450-2702 (750 amino acids)
Biological process (GO): transmembrane transport; chloride transport
Cellular component (GO): membrane
Molecular function (GO): voltage-gated chloride channel activity
Source: RefSeq, a predicted model, not a curated record
UCCGGUUAACUGAACCAUCAGUUAAUCAGAGCAGCCACUAAUUCAGACAGUUCUUAAAGAACUAAAUCUAAUGGUGAAAAUAGCUAGGAUCCCCUUUGUUUAUUUGGGACACUAUGCCGCUUACUUGGAACAGGGAACUGUUGCCGGACAGUUUUGAACUAGCAUCAGUCACAUUGGACAAUGUUGGGCAAAACAUUUUAAAAUAGCAUCAGUUGUGUGUGCUUGUGUUGUUAUCCAUUUGGGCCAAUGGUUGCCAAUCUACCUAUCUCCUUCGGAUAUCCCAGAAGGGAUGUGAGAGGUGUUUGUACGGUUUCUGAUGUAAUAUCAUCGACCUGAAACAUUAACUACUUCUCACUCCACAGAUUUUAUUUCACUUUAUUCAGAGAUACGGCACGGUAACAGGCUAUCCAGCCCGAUCUCAUCCAUGUGACCAAUUAACCUACUAACCCAUGCAUCUUUGGACUGUGGGAGAAACCCAGAGCACCCGGAGGAAACCCACACAGUCACGGGGAGAAGCCAACCUGUGGGUCUAUGACAGCCUGGAAAGAUACCGCUACCUGCAGUACUUCUCGUGGGUCCUCUACCACGUCAUCCUUUGUAUGGUGUCCGCUGGAGUAGCCAAGUACAUCUCUCCUCAAGCGGCAGGCUCUGGCAUUCCCGAGUUGAAGGUUACUCUGCGCGGAGUCGUGCUCGAUGAGUUCUUCACCUUCCGAACCUUCGUGGCAAAGCUGAUCGGUGUCAUCUGCACCCUGGCCGCUGGAAGCACCAUUUUCCUGGGAAAGGUGGGCCCUUUCGUUCACAUGGCGACCAUCCUGGCCACGUUACUGGGAAAAGUCAUGGUGAAGUUUGCAGGUACCAAAGAGAAUAAAGGACGCAAGUAUGAAAUGCUGAUCGCCGGCGCUGCAGUGGGUGUGGCUUGCUGCUUUGUGGCACCCGUUGGAGGAGUCCUGUUCAGCGUGGAGACCACAGCCACUCACUUUGCUGUGCGCAAUUACUGGCGGGGAUUCUUCGCCGCGACAUGCGCUGCCCUGAUGUUCCGCGUGCUGGCCGUGGUGAACAAUGAGCAUGAGACCGUUGCCGUCCUCUUCAGCACCAACUGGAGGGUGGAAUUCCCCUUCGACCUGCCGGAGUUCCUUUCCUUCGCCGUCCUUGGGGUCAUCUGUGGCUGCCUCUGCUGCCUCUACCUCUUCUGCCACAGGAACCUCACCAUGUUCCUGACCAAACGCAGAAAGAUCUCCAAAUUCAUGGCUAAUAACAAAAUCCUCUUUGCGGGGUUUGUGGCUCUUGUGUUGGCGAGUGUGACCUUCCCUCAUGGAGUCGGACAGUACAUUGGUUCCAGGCUGUCCAUGAAGGAACACCUGGAAACAUUCUUCGACAACCGAACGUGGGGCUCCGAUGAGCAGAGGUUACUGAACGGCAGCAGGCAGCCUCCCUUCCCCACCUACAACGCUAAGUGGCUUCAAUGGACCCACCCCAGGCUGUCCUCACUGGAAAUGUUGACCUUCUUCAUAAUUCUCAAGUUCUUCAUGCUGUUGCUGGCCACAACAAUGGUGCUUCCCGCUGGUUAUUUCCUGCCUGUGUUUGUUUACGGUGCGGGACUUGGGCGGCUGUACGGGGAAAUAAUGGCAAAGAUCUUUCCAGAAGGAAUCAUAUCAGAAGGAAUUCAGAUCAAAAUCACUCCUUCGGGAUAUGCACUGGCAGGGGCUGCUGCCUAUUCCGGAGCUGUCACCCACACCAUCUCUACUGCGGUGCUGGUCUUCGAGUUGACGGGCCAGAUGUCCCACAUCCUGCCAGUGCUCAUCGCCGUCCUGGUGGCCAACGCCAUCAGCCAGCAGUGUCAGCCUUCCUUCUUUGAUGGGAUUGUCAUCGUCAAGAAGCUCCCUUACCUACCCAAGCUGACCGUGGGCAAGAGUGGCGCCCACGACAUCAACGCUGAGGACUUCAUGGUGACGGAGCUGAAGUACGUGGCAAAGGACCACAAGUACAAGGACGUGCGCUCCCUGCUGAGGAACAGCGAGCUGAAGCAGUUUCCCCUGGUCGACUCCACAGAGUCCAAGGUUCUCCUGGGGUCCAUUAAGCGUAAGAACCUGGCCAAGCUCCUCACCACGCAACUAAGCCCAGAGAGGAGGCUGCGCUUCCACCUGCGACGAGGGCAGCAGCCCAGCGAGACACCAGUGGAGCGUGAGGUUGUUUCCAGUUCAAAACCAAACACUGGUGAUGAUGCCUGGCCAUCCAAUAGGGAAGAUAAUAUCUACCUCGAAAAUGAGGAUAAAAAAUCUCAGACCGAGGUGGUUCCAGAACAUUGGCCAAGCAAAACAGCCAGGAAGAAGCGGUUUCUCUCCUAUACUGUGGAUGGCGAGGAAGUCUUUGACAUGAUGACAACGAGUGAGGUGGAAGAGUGGGAAUACAAUCAGCUCCAGGAAGUCCUACAGCUGGACGAAUCCGUGAUUGAUCCUGCACCUUUCAGGCUUGUAGAAAAGGAAACACUUCAUGAGUGCUACAACCUCUUCAACCUUCUUGGGCUCAGGAUCGCGUACGUCACCUCCACCGGGAGGCUGGUCGGUGUGGUUGCUCUGAAAGAGCUGAAGGCAGCGGUGGAGAGCUGUGUUGAGGGGACUCCGGCCAGCAAUUCCCUGCCCAACAAGGGGGCGCUGUCCCAGAAGAUCACCCUGAUCGACAACGAGAGACCCAAAGGGAACUGAGAAGGAGAGGAAGGGGCCUUGGUGAUUCGUAGCUCCUGGAAUCUAACCUGCCUACUAACCCCGACCUGACGCUGAUCUACAGCAAGGGAUUUCAGUUUUGAGUAAUCCAUCGUUAAUGAUCCCCAUCCCCCUCCUGCCUCGGCUGAAAGAUAGGUACCUUUUAGUUCAUAGAACAUAGGACAGUAUAGCACAGAAUAGGCCCUUCGGCCCACAAUGUUGUGCUGACCUUUUCACCUACUCCAAGAUCAAUCUAACCACUCCAUCCCAUAAAGCUCUCUAUUUCUCAUUCAUCCAUGUGCCCGCUUAAAUCACGUUCAAGUGUAUGUUUAAUUGUUAUCCAACCAUAUAUGAACACCCAUGAGUCUGGCCAAAUGAAACAGUGUUAUUCCAGGGUCAGAGUGCAAAACUCCACAAGGAACGUAUAGGAUAGCAGUAGACUACAAUGACACAAAAAAUAUAGUCCUUGACUCCAUGAACAUUGCAGCAGUCUGCGGUUGAAAACAAUGUAGCUUAAGUUCCAGCGAGCAAACACAGGAGAGCAGCACCUGCACCAGCAAGGAUGCCAUGCCACAUGGCUCCAGCACUGCCUCCAACGACUCUGCCCCGGGUGGCUUCCAACAGACAACGCCACAGCUUGAGGUCUAGUCCUCGCUAUGACCAAGGCCACGCAGCUCCCCCGCCAUUCAUCAAUGAAUCAGUUAACUGUGCUUGCAGCAUUCCACACCACCAAUGUUCAACAAGGUCUUGCAAUCACAAGAAAAGCAACCAGACAAUCACUCCUCGUUAGACUGCACACCUCCUCUGUGCACCGACUCUGACACCUCUCUGUAGCAGCAGCAACGUGGUUACACCACGUUCAGGUCCCUUCAGCAACAAGCAACUCAUUGAUGGAGUAGACUCGUAAUACAUUAAGUUCUUAAUGUCCAGCAGGGUCUUGUGAUCAUGAAAAAUACAUUUAAAAAAUACAAUAUCUCCUUUGGUCAGCCCUGGAGAAACUGCAACGUCUGAGUACACUGCCCCCUUCCUGGAAACACUCCUUAUAUCCCAGCCCUGCCUGAGUGUUCCUUGCAAUUAGCAUUCUGUGCAUAAAACCUGUUUCAAACAUUACCCCUAUACUUUCCUCUAAUCAACUUAAAAAGAUGUUCUCUCAUUGCUCCCUGGGGAAAAGAUGUUGGCUUCCCACUCUACCUACGUCUCUUCAAAGUUCAGAGUAAAUUUAUUACCAAAGUACAUGCAUGUCACCCACCAUAUGCAGACCUGAGAUUCUCUUUCUUGUGGGCAUACUCAGUAAAUCCAAGAACUGUAACAGAAUCAAUGAAAGACCACGUCAACUUCGGCAUUCAACCAGUGUGCAACAGACAACAAGCUGUGCAAAUACACAAAGAAAUAUGAAAUAAUGGUAAUAAAUAAACAGGAAAUAAAUAUCGAGAACUUGAGAUGAAGAAUC